AAAUCAUAAUCACUAAUUAGAUCUUAAUUCAUGGUGUUAAUCCACGUUGUUCACAUUUUGUGAUUAUUCCAUUUGCAAUAUUAAUAUUAUAUUAUAGCAUGAUUUAAGAUAAUAUUAUAUCAUAUUCCACAGAAUAUAUGCUAUUGCCUAUUUUGAUUAUCUGUGUACUACCCAACUACCCGCGGUCUGGUGGUUUAAAAUGUUAGGUCUGACAAAUAAUAUUUGUAAAUAAACAAUUUUUAUCUGCAUUAUCCUCCAUUUUUUUUUAGUGUGUUGUGUGUGAAAGUUUAUAUAUUAUUAUUAUGUCAACAUCGGUGGAAAUAGAUGAUAGUUCAUCAUCAUAUGACAAACUUAAAGACUUAUGUAAAGAAAAUGUUAUUUAUUUUACUAAUAAUGAAAGAAAUGGUUCGACUGCCAUAGCCAAUUCUUUUGAACAGUUAUUUGAAAAUAUUGGUAAUAUAAAACCAUUGGUUUUUGAAUUGCGUAAUGUCUAUCAUUUGUAUGAUUUUGAUCCAUCUGUACCCGGUAAUGGAUAUCGAAGUUAUGUCACUGUUGUUGAUUUAUUUAUUGCUCAUUGCAUUAAAAUUUGCAAUCAAAUGACUGCCAAUCGUGAUUCAUUUUUCUUUCGUAAAGCAUUUUAUACAAAAGAGAUUGAAUCAUGUAACCAAGUGAUGAGUGCAUUAGUAUUGUGCUUAGAAAACUUAUGUCUUUUAAUUGGUUGGAGUGAACCAGGCAUGUUAUUUGCUGGAAAUGAUACUGCAGCAUUAGAACUCAUGAUGAAAAUUGAACCAUCUAAACUAUGCCCUUUUUAUGGGCGGUGUUUGGCUUUUCAAUUUAAUGAGUCACUACAACCUGCUUUGAAAACUAUUGCAAUAAUGAUGGCUGCUUUUAGUGAAGUAUACUAUAAUGAAAAUGGCAUGUUGGCUAGGGCUAAUACUGCAUGGAAUUGUAGCAAAUAUAUGUUAAAUCCGGAAUUGAGAGCUCGUAGAAUUGUUAAUGUCAUUCAGUAUUCUUCAAUAGAAUUUUACAAAGCAUUUUUGUUCCUUGGUGAAACUGAACUAUUAAAAAGCUUACCAAACCUAGUUUCUCCUGCGGUAGCAAUAAAUCGACUAAUAGCAAUUCCUAGCAAAUCUUUUUUAUACUUGAAACCAGAUGGACAAUUAUUUGAAAUCCAGCCUCCUUUGUGUCAUAUUGGACCAGCUUCCUUAAAUGUUCGACUAAUUGCAAAAACUAAGCGUGAAGGCAUGUUGGCAGAGAAUCCCGGUAGCGGGAUACUACCAGAACCAUGUGAAAAUCUUAUCAUACAUUGUCAUGGAGGUGGUUUUGUGUCUCAAAGUUCAAGUUCUCACGAAUCGUAUUUAAGAGAUUGGGCAGUACGUUUAGACAUUCCAAUAUUGUCUAUUGAUUAUUCUCUAGCACCGAGGGCACCAUACCCUAGAGCUAUGGAAGAACUAUUAUUCGCUUAUAUUUGGGCAUUAAGUAAUGCAGCUUAUUUAGGUUCUACUGCUAAACGUGUCAUAAUGGCAGGUGAUUCUGCUGGAGGAAAUUUAAGUGCUUGUGUAGCAUUAAAAUGCAUAGAAAUGGGUUUCAGAAUACCUGACAGCCUUUUUUUGGCAUAUUUCCCUUGUGCCAUAGCUUGGUCUCCAACACCUGCAAGAUUUUUGAGUUUAAUUGAUCCACUAAUACCUCUAGGUUUUAUGACUAAUUGUUUGAAGGCCUAUGCUUGUUCUCCCGAUAUCUACCAAGAUAGUUUAUAUGAGUAUAAAUUGAAAAAUAUUGCAAAACCAAAAGAUGGUACUUCUGAAGGCUUUGUAGAAAAUAUUGAAUCUAGUGAAGAAGCUCUUGAGUUAAUACAAAAUACGAAUGACGAUAGUCAAUCAGUAAUAACUCCAGUUGAAGAGGUUAUUAUGGCUGCACAUGAACGAAGACAAUCCAGACGAUUUUCAACAAUGUUGACAGAAACGGCAGAAAAUAUAAGUUCUGCUAUUACUACCACAUUCAUUACAUUGACUGGAGGGACAGCUGAGGAAGAUAUUAGUGAUAAUGAAGAUGCAUUAAAUGAAGUAAUAGAAGAAGCCCCAUUACCUAUAGAUUUACCAAAGUUACCAGAAGAUCCAUUUUUAUCACCCUAUUUUGCAAAUGAUGAUAUUUUUAAACAGCUGCCACCAGUUCAUAUUGUGACAGUACAUAUGGAUCCGUGCUUAGAUGAUUGUGUUAUGUUUGCUAAACGUUUAAAAGAACUCGGAAAAAAAGUGAAUAUGGAUAUUCUAAAAGGAUUACCGCAUGGUUUUUUAAAUUUGGCUAUUACCUGUAAAGAAGCGCAUGAAGGAUCAGUAUUGUGUGCUCAACGUAUUGCAGAUUUAUUUAAAGAAAUUGAAAUAUGUGAAUGUUAAUACUAUUUUUAAAUUUCAUUACAAACUAUUUUUGUAAAUUACGCAUGUGUUCCAAAUUCUUGUCUUAAGAUUACUGUCAAAGUGUGAAAUUUUUAAAAUUAUGAAGUAAAAAUACCAAAUUGUAAUAUUUUGUAUAUUAACUAUUAAGUUAUUAACAAGUAUAUAGAACUAUAAUACUAUUAUUUAAAAGAAGAGGACGCCACAUCCGCCUGCAUAUGUUAUCUUCAUAUUCUUAAUGUAAGACAGCAAAAUUGUAUUCCGCAGCUCCAAUUUUGUGCAGUAACCUUUAAUAAUAAAGUGAACUGACCUAUUAUUAAACUUAAAGGUAAAGAAAAUUUAUUUUCUAGUGAAAUAGAUUUUUUACAACAUUAAAAUUAUUAAUUAGGUUAUGAGAAUUUUUAAAUUGUAAAUAUUAUAUUUUAAUAUAUUUAAUCUUAAAAAAUCACGCGAAAACACAUAAUAAUUUUACCUUUUAUUUCGGUCAAUUCACCCUUUUAUUAUAGGUUACUACAUACAAUUUACACUAUUCAAUACAAAUAAGUCUAUGUCUAAUAUAUGUAAGACAAAAACAACAUACAAUAAUGUGGUGUUCACUUAAGAUACCACGGGAAACUGUAGUUUUGAGACUAUCUCAAAAAGACUUAAACAAUAAUGCAAUUUUUUGUGUUUAUUUUAUACUGUAUGUAUAUUUACAGUAAGUGUUCUAUUAUUAUAAUGUAUUAAUACAAUAAACAAUUAAGAAAGCUA
Rhopalosiphum padi (bird cherry-oat aphid) is the source of this 3140-nucleotide messenger RNA. It is a transcript of the gene Hsl, whose product is annotated as hormone-sensitive lipase. The record is from RefSeq and is a predicted model, not a curated record. The transcript has 13 exons. Gene Ontology annotation, molecular function: triacylglycerol lipase activity; sterol ester esterase activity. Gene Ontology annotation, cellular component: cytosol. Lineage: Eukaryota; Metazoa; Arthropoda; Insecta; Hemiptera; Aphididae. Gene Ontology annotation, biological process: cholesterol metabolic process; triglyceride catabolic process. The coding region runs from base 303 to 2393 and encodes 696 amino acids.